AAUUACUUUUGAAUGCUCCUCGCAAAAAUAGCCGUGCGAAGUGGAGCAGAACCGGACAUCUUCAUCUCUCGCUCUCCAAGCUUUCCGGAUCUGCCUCCCCGACGCAUCUCCUUGUUCUCCCGCUUCCCUUUUCCAUUCCCUUCUUCUCAGGUCUCUUCCGCUUCUGCCUUCGGCUCGGCGAUCUCGGCGGAUCCCUAAUCGUAUUUGCUUCGAUCUGGAAUCUUGACACCCCGCCGCUCGAGUAGUUUGCUGAUUACUGGUUGAUAGCAUGGAAAAUAGAAAAAAUAGUGAAGGAUUGUAGUUAGGUCACUCGAUCUGAUGGUUGGAGCUUAUCUUGGAGUUUUGAUAUGUUUGAUUAGGGUACUUGAGAGUUCUAGAUAAUAUAAAGGUACCUAUUGGAUCGCUGUCCAUGAUGAUGAGGGGACGAGACGGAUCCCAGAAGAAACAUUUGCUCCCGUCAUUGUGUGUUGCUUUUCUCUUUUUUGUUUUUCUAUUUCUGUACUAUGGGUCUUACCUUAGCAACCGGGGACAUCAUGCUAACAAUGCUUUAGAGUAUGGUAGUAAAAUUUCUAGAUCCAUUGGCUGGAUAAGUGAGAAUAAUGCAGAAUUAGGCAAAUCAGAAGACCAAGUUUUCACUCAGAAUGAUGAGGAGGAAAUUUCCAUUCCUAAAAGUUUUCCUGUUUGUGAUGAUCGUCAUUCAGAGCUCAUUCCAUGCUUGGACAGAAAUUUUAUUUACCAGUCACGACUUAAGCUUGAUUUGUCUUUGAUGGAGCAUUACGAGAGACAUUGCCCUCAAUCUGAAAGACGAUUCAACUGCUUGAUCCCCCCACCAUCUGAAUACAAGGUUCCGAUAAAGUGGCCAAGGAGCCGAGAUGAAGUUUGGAAAGCAAAUAUUCCGCACACACACCUCGCACAUGAGAAGUCAGACCAGAACUGGAUGGUAGUCAAGGGUGAAAAGAUUGCUUUCCCUGGAGGUGGCACACAUUUUCAUUAUGGAGCUGAUAAAUAUAUUGCACACCUUGCAAAUAUGCUUAACUUCAAGAAUAACAUUAUAAACAAUGAGGGAAGGAUCCGAACGGUUUUAGAUGUUGGUUGUGGAGUUGCAAGCUUUGGUGGAUAUCUUUUAUCAUCUGAUAUUUUAACAAUGUCUCUAGCACCUAAUGAUGUUCAUGAAAAUCAGAUCCAAUUUGCUCUGGAAAGGGGGAUCCCUGCUUACCUUGGCGUGUUGGGAACAAAAAGACUUCCUUAUCCUAGCAGAUCGUUUGAGUUUGCUCAUUGUUCCCGGUGCCGAAUUGAUUGGCUUCAAAGAGAUGGGAUCCUUCUCCUUGAGUUAGAUAGAGUGCUCAGACCCGGAGGCUAUUUCUUUUACUCAUCUCCUGAAGCAUAUGCUCAAGAUGAAGAGGAUUUGAGGAUAUGGAGGCAGAUGAGUGCAUUAGUUUCACGCAUGUGUUGGAAAAUUGCUGCCAAAAAAAACCAAACUGUUAUAUGGGUUAAACCCUUGUCAAAUGAUUGCUAUUUAAAGAGAAAGCCAGGAAUUCUACCACCACUAUGCAGAUCUGACGAUGAUCCUGAUGCAGUUUGGGGUGUCUCAAUGGAGGCCUGUAUUACCCCUUAUACUGAACAAAUUGAAAGAGAUGGUGGAAGUGGAUUGCCCCCUUGGCCAUCUCGUCUAACAACCCCUCCUCCACGUCUUUCUGACUUUGGUGUGUCAAGAGAAAUGUUCGAGAAGGACAUGGAAACUUGGCGACGGAGAGUUGAAAGUUAUUGGGGUCUUUUAGGUACACAUAUUCAGACAAAUUCACUGAGGAACGUGAUGGAUAUGAAGGCUAACAUGGGAUCAUUCGCUGCCGCUCUCAAAGAUGAGCCUGUUUGGGUAAUGAAUGUUGUACCAGAAGAUGGACCUAACACCCUCAAGAUUAUAUAUGACAGAGGACUAAUAGGCACCAUGCAUGAUUGGUGUGAGGCCUUCUCUACGUAUCCGCGAACUUACGAUCUCCUUCAUGCUUGGGCCAUCUUCUCUGACAUUGAGAAGAAAGGUUGCAGCGCUCAGGACCUUCUGCUCGAGAUGGAUCGCAUCCUGAGGCCCACUGGUUUCGUGAUCGUUAGAGAUCGCCAACCAAUCAUUCGAUUUAUCCAAAAGCAUCUAACAGCGAUGCAUUGGGAACAAGUGGCCGCUGCUGAUGCUGAACCCGACUUGGAUUCAGGGGAAGCUGCCGAGAAGGUCCUUGUCAUACAGAAAAAGCUGUGGCUUAUAGAUGAUGAUGAAAGCGCAAAGGAUGAAACAGCAUGAGAAGCCCGUGUAAGUGCAUUAUCCUUUGCGAGAUCAAUUAUAAAUUGCAUGGACACAUUAUUUUUUAUUUGUUAUUAUUUUUUUUUGUUCCUCCUAUAGAUUCUCGUUUACUAUUUUUGGCUGUUGCAACUUUAGCAUUGAGUGACUAAAGCAGAAAAAGUGUUGGGAUUUUAACACGUUCUUCAGAAAAAUAGAAAAAGUUUCCUGUUGGACCUAUUCUUGAUAGUUAUAAUUCCUAGGUUUUAUAUAUUGGCAUAAUAAAAUAUUCUGUUUAUAUUGAUUAAUUUUAGGAUGAUCGAUCUGAUCCCAUAGAAGUUUCUCACUGACCACCAAAUAAAUCGAAAAACGCUCGUAACAAGCAAUCCAUCCUCAGCAUGCUUAAGUAAUUACAUAUUAAAGAAAAUUCAUUCAUUAAUUAGUCGAAGUUGGACUCGGACUUGAUCUCUAGAUGUUGAGGAAAUUGAGAAGAUAUUGCCACUCCACCAUUAUCUCGAGGGCUAAUUAUCAAGUCUUGC
Messenger RNA from Zingiber officinale, 2805 nucleotides. RefSeq names its product probable methyltransferase PMT3. The record is from RefSeq and is a predicted model, not a curated record. NCBI's taxonomy places the organism in Eukaryota, Viridiplantae, Streptophyta, Magnoliopsida, Zingiberales, Zingiberaceae. Gene Ontology annotation, cellular component: cytoplasm; trans-Golgi network; endosome. Gene Ontology annotation, molecular function: methyltransferase activity. The transcript is spliced from 8 exons. The coding region runs from base 410 to 2290 and encodes 626 amino acids.